This is a messenger RNA of Chaetomium globosum CBS 148.51, 552 nucleotides long. RefSeq lists its product as uncharacterized. NCBI's taxonomy places the organism in Eukaryota, Fungi, Ascomycota, Sordariomycetes, Sordariales, Chaetomiaceae. Bases 1 to 552 code for a protein of 183 amino acids. The record is from RefSeq and is a predicted model, not a curated record. The transcript has 4 exons.
AUGGAUAUCCGGGCAUUGGUCAACAACAACAAGAGCAUCCACACAUCGCCCUGUGCUCAGCGGUUCUACCAGCUGCUGUUGAGAGGGCUUGGGAGGCUGUGCCUGUUGAUUAUCUUCGACGGUUGGCCCACGGGAUGCCUGGUCGCUUACGACAGGUGUACGAAUACCAGUCGUGUUGCACUGCAGGGAGCUCCUGAUAGUGGGAAAACCCUUCAUGUUGGCAGACUGCCCGACUCAGACCGACCUCAGAGCCUUGCCUCACAUUUGACUCAUGUCCAGGAAACAGACAAUGCCAGGGGCGAAGAGCAAUGGAAAGCGUGUAUAAAGCUUAUUGGCAUCUGCCUGAGACAACCACCAGGACACCAACGCACCAGUCCCGACGGGGACUCGCUCUAUUCUAUGUUUUCGCCACCCCCAACUGCCCCGCGGAGGCUCGGAGGACGUUCGGAUAUUCCAACUUCCGCGACGUUCAACAAACAAAUCGCGGCGAUCCAGAAAGACGCUACCAACAAGGCUGCAUCCGAGAAGACCCAGAGCAGCGGUCAGAAGUAG